UGCAAUUGGCACACAUGUUUUUCAAACGGCUGUAUAUGCUCACCAAUGGAGUUCGAAUUUAGGUCCUGUACUGUUCAAGACGGCCAAUUUGAGGAUGCCGAAGAAGACGAAAGUGUAGUGCCGAACUCACUGACUCAUUAUAUUUCUCAUGAACCCAUCGGGAAAGAAGUACAGGGGCUGGACAAACAUCAGAAUUGCGAAUCGAUAGACCACGUGAAAUCUUCUUCGGAAGACAGCGACGAUGAAGAUUUUGAUGGAUGGGAUUGGGAAGACGAGACAGGGGAUUUUACGAAACGUUAUAACGCAUCAAAGUCAGAGGUUCAUGUUUCGAAUACCACAGGUAAACGCCAGUCUUCUUUGCAACCGAACGAAAAAUCGUUUUCAAAAUUUGGCAAUCGAAUUAAAGUGGAGAAGUACGAGGGACCGAAAUUAUCCAACAAAGCCGCGAAUGUUCUGAUCCAAGCCAAUAAGAAGCUUGAAAAUGACAGAGUGCGUGCUAAAGAUAAGGCAGACAGGGCCACUGUUGAACAAGUUAUGGAUCCUCGAACAAGAAUGAUUCUGUUCAAAAUCCUAAACAAAGGAGUGAUCAAUGAAAUAAAUGGCUGCAUCAGCACUGGAAAAGAGGCAAAUGUAUAUCACAGCACGAAUGCAAAUGGUGACGAGAGGGCAGUGAAGGUUUACAAGACGUCCAUUCUUAUCUUUAAGGACAGGGAUAGAUAUGUGACUGGCGAAUUCAGAUUCCGUCAUGGAUAUUGCAAACACAACCCCCGAAAGAUGGUUAAGACCUGGGCGGAGAAGGAAAUGCGAAACCUUACGCGAAUGUUCAAUGCGGAUAUCCCUUGCCCAGAACCGAUCAUUCUUCGCAGUCAUGUUCUCGUCAUGAGCUUCAUUGGGGUGGAUGGCUGGCCAGCUCCUCUACUCAAGGAUGUCACGUUGUCGGAAUCUAAAGCUAGAGAACUGUACCUCCAGUGUAUUCAGAUCGUACGAAACAUCUACUGGAAAUGCCGUCUUGUUCACGCCGAUCUGAGCGAGUUUAACAUGUUAUACAGUGGAGAUCAGCUGUAUGUGAUUGAUGUUUCGCAGUCUGUGGAGCACGAUCAUCCACACGCCUUAGAAUUCUUACGAAAAGACUGUACAAAUGUUACCGACUUCUUUAAGAAGAAUGGAGUCUGUGUCAUGAAUGUUCGCGAGCUAUUCGACUUUGUAACAGAUCCCACCCUGAAUGACGACAAUGUGGACGACUAUCUUAAGAGAGCACAAGCGAUCGCCGCUAAUCGUGGAGUUGAGGAAGAAACCCCUGAAGAGACAGUGAAGGAAGAAGUGUUUAAGAAAGCUUACAUUCCCCGAACGCUCGAACAAGUUGUAGACU
Messenger RNA from Pocillopora damicornis (cauliflower coral), 1369 nucleotides. RefSeq names its product serine/threonine-protein kinase RIO1. Gene Ontology annotation, molecular function: protein serine/threonine kinase activity; ATP binding. Lineage: Eukaryota; Metazoa; Cnidaria; Anthozoa; Scleractinia; Pocilloporidae. The record is from RefSeq and is a predicted model, not a curated record.